AUGCCUCCCCGACUAGCUCUCGAUAUACCACUCUUCAAUCUCGCCAAUGCCACCGUCAGCCUUGACGAGCAUGCUGUUCCAUGUUGUUUUCGUUUCCUUGACUGCAAUGCCUUUAUCGACUCUGACGUGCUCCGCAUAAUCGAAUGGCCAGAUGGAUCUUUGCCGGAAUACUCCUUUGCUGCCAUCUCCUACCCUUGGCGCGAUCUCCAAAUACCAACAGGGACAACGCCUCCCGAAGGUAGCUUCAGUGUCAAGGGUGCCGAGCAUGCAGACCACAUCAGCAUCGAUGUUCUGCGCACGGCAUGUAUUGCAGCACACUGUUUCGGAAGAUCGAUACUGUGGAUAGACAGACUAUGCAUUCUGCAGACGAGGAAGGACGACAAAAACUGGCAGAUCCAGCGGAUGUUUCAGAUCUACGCCCACUGUGACCCGUGUCUCGUCUUCCCUGGAGGUCUGGUGCGGCUUGCAGGACUAUCGGAGCCGACUACAUGGAUUGACAGAGCGUGGACGCUCCAGGAGGCGUCGGCGCCUGGGAGGAACAGACUGAAGUGCGUGUUCGCGUUUACCCAUACGACAUACUUCGAUUUCCUGGAGCAGCAAUGCGGAUCCAGAUUUAGCCCCAAGUUCAUCGAGUUUCUCCAUCACACCCCCAGUCCCCUUCAGACCAUAGUCGAGCCAGGACGUUCCGCGGCGUGCGAUCUUAUCGAGCUUUUUCGACUGAUGGCGGGGGGUGUGGCUGGUUUUAAAUACCAUGAGCCGACGCUGUCGAUGCACCACGAUCAUUUCCCCGUUCGAGUCAUCUAUACCCCCGCCGCAAAACUGUUACAGCGCGCACUCAAAACUGGGAGAUCAGGUCAGUACCUGUGGGUAUCGGCUUUCGCACGGUCGUCUUCGCGGCCCGUCGACAUGGUCUUCAGCCUCAUGGACCUGCUCGGCGUCAGCCUCGAUGUCUCGCAAUUCCACGCCGCGGAGCGUACGAAGGCGACAAUCAAGCUGAUCCAGGUGUUGAUGGACCGCGGGGAGAGGGCGACGUGGCUAUAUAUCGCGCCAGAGAUGCCGUCGUCUGUGGAGAUCUCGACGCUGCCUGCCAUGCCUGAGACGUCUGAGAGUGGCAGGGCGUACAUACGUACGCGAGAGGGGCCUAUGCUGGCAUUCGAAGCGAUCGGAACGCAAGAUGUAUGGCAAUCGGAGGGAGCACCGAAGGGCGUUAUGUGUGAUUCGGGGUAUUUCAGGUUUUAUUCAAGAGCGGCGUUGGUCAUUAGAGGGGACGGUGGGUCUUUGGGAGACACGGGCCGCCGUCAGACGGCAACGAUGAGAGCCUACGAUGACAGGGAGACCUGGGCGAUUGUCAUCGGUCGUCGAAAGGAGCUGAAUCGGGACCCAGAUACGGGGCACAUCAGGCUCACACCCAGGUCGGCGCCGCCUCCCAUUGGCGUGAUCGAGAUCACGCUGCUGUUCGCGGAGCGUCACGGGUACGGGUUGUUUCAUCGGUUAGGGAUGGAGCGAGAGAUCGAUGAGAAGAGUGUAGCGGGUUGGAAGUGGACUUGGCGGGAGUUUUGCGUCGGCGGCCCUGGGAGAGGGGAUAGGGUGAGGUUCAGCGUGACGCCUACUGGCCCUGUCUUCCAAUCGUAGCAGCGUGCGCCAUGGGCGCCACUCCCUACUAAGUGCUUCGCAAUGUGUCUCCAACCUCUGCAAUAUUCAAAGGUAUUAACACAUCUAGGCGUCCAGGCAAUUGAAUAUUCGAUAAUAAAUAGGUUCAUUCGUGGUCACC
Heterobasidion irregulare TC 32-1 is the source of this 1771-nucleotide messenger RNA. RefSeq lists its product as uncharacterized. The record is from RefSeq and is a predicted model, not a curated record. The transcript has a single exon. Bases 1 to 1632 code for a protein of 543 amino acids. NCBI's taxonomy places the organism in Eukaryota, Fungi, Basidiomycota, Agaricomycetes, Russulales, Bondarzewiaceae.